Pseudopodoces humilis (Tibetan ground-tit) is the source of this 279-nucleotide messenger RNA. NCBI's taxonomy places the organism in Eukaryota, Metazoa, Chordata, Aves, Passeriformes, Paridae. The record is from RefSeq and is a predicted model, not a curated record.
AUGUGGGGGCUCUCUGGCGGAGCGGGGGAACAGCCGAGUGUGAGACCCCCGGGACCCCGGGAUGGGGGAACCCCUGGGAACGGGGGAAUCCCUGGGAACGGGGGAAUCCCUGGGAACGGGGGAAUCCCUGGGAACGGGGGAAUCCCUGGGAACGGGGGAAUCCCUGGGAACGGGGGAAUCCCUGGGAACGGGGGAAUCCCUGGGAACGGGGGAAUCCCUGGGAACGGGGGAAUCCCUGGGAACGGGGGAAUCCCUGGGAACGGGGCACUGUGGGACUGA